This is a messenger RNA of Naegleria fowleri, 2007 nucleotides long. RefSeq lists its product as uncharacterized. Gene Ontology annotation, biological process: interstrand cross-link repair; protection from non-homologous end joining at telomere; double-strand break repair via nonhomologous end joining. NCBI's taxonomy places the organism in Eukaryota, Heterolobosea, Eutetramitea, Acrasida, Naegleriidae. The transcript is spliced from 3 exons. Gene Ontology annotation, molecular function: 5'-3' DNA exonuclease activity; damaged DNA binding. The record is from RefSeq and is a predicted model, not a curated record. The coding region runs from base 1 to 2007 and encodes 668 amino acids.
AUGGCUUCCAAUGAUGAAGAUAUUAAAAUCAUUCCGGGUACAGAAUUUGUAGUGGACGGAUUUAAGUACAAACAUAAAUAUAGUACUUUCUUUCUCACUCACUUUCACUCGGACCACUAUGCUGGUCUGAUUAAAACGUGGUCGCAUGGAAUUAUAUUUUGUACCAUUCCAACAUGUAAUCUUGUCAAGAAACAAUUCUCAAUUGCUGACAAGUAUCUUCGACCUUGUGAAUUUAACAAAACCUAUGAACACAAGGAUGUCAAGUUUACUUUCCUGGAUGCCAAUCAUUGCCCUGGUAGCAGUCUUAUUCUUUUUCAAGUUCAGGAAACUGGAAAAGCUUAUUUGCAUACAGGUGACAUGCGUUUUGAUCGAUCCAAAAUGUUGAAUUGUGAAGAAUUGCGACCCUACAUGAGAGAUGAAAUACUAGACAUGGUUGAACAAAACAGUAAUGGAGCUAGCUCUUCUUCUCGACCCCCAAAAAAGUUUCUUGACUCGAUAUUCAUUGAUACAACCUACUGUGAUCCAUAUUAUACGUUUCCAAAACAAGCUGAAGCCAUUGACUUUAUUUCUGAUCUCGUUGCAAUGAAAUUGAACAACACAUCCAAGUCUUAUCUCAUUUUAAUCGGAACCUAUUUAAUAGGAAAGGAAAGAAUAGCUGAAGGUAUUAGUAAGAAAACAGGAAAGAAAAUAUUUGUGACUUUUGAAAAGUUCAAAACGUUAGAAUGUCUAGCUCUACCUUACAUGAACAUUUUUACCAUGGACAUUUCACAAACCAAUAUCCACGUUGUAAAUAUGAAAGAUAUCUCAUGGAAGAGGCUUUUUCAAAUACGAGCUUCCAAUAAGAAUGUUGACGAAAUUGUUGCCAUCAAGCCCAGUGCAUGGUGUUUCAAAGAGAUGGACAUUCCAACAUCCAUGCCACUCGACGGAUCCAUUCCAGAGGUUCCAGUGAAGGCAACUCGAAACAACAACAUCACACUCGUCGAAGUACCCUAUAGUGAGCAUUCCAGUUUUACAGAACUGCGAGAUUGUGUUGAGACGUUCAACUUUACCAACUUGGUUCCUACGGUCUACACGGAUCCACAUCAUAAGGCAAGAAUUAUUGAAAUGUUAUCUGAUGAUUUCAAAUAUACACCUAUCACUGUGAAAUUUACAUUACCAGAAGUUGUAUUAAUGGAAAAAAACGUUUCUUCGUCAUCCAAGUCCUCAACACCAAAGAGAGGUAAAAAGAAAGAAGUUCCAAAGAAGGACGAAAAACAGAAACCAAUUUCACUCUUUUUCAAAGCCAAGAUGAAAAAAGAAGUGAAACCUAUCAGCGCCGACGUGCUGAAUGCUGUAGUUUCGACACCAUCAUCCUCUACACCCCAAAAACAAGAGUAUACUCUCGAUCUCGAUGAUUUUGAUUUUGAUGAUUUGGAAGAAAUAAUGGAUGACGAUCAAAUCGCUGAGAGCAUUGAUGGUUCUGCUCAAAAACCUUCUCCAUCUGUAUCGGCUUCUCCAAUGUCACUCUCUGCUACACCACUCUCAAACACAAGCAGGAGUAUGCCGUCACUAGAUAUUGAACCGAUUGUUGUUGAUGAUGAUUUUAGAGAUGGAAGCCAAUUUGUCAUGCUGUUUGAAAGUUCACCCAUGACUGUGGAUUUUUCACCAAUUUGCAUUGACAGCCAAGAGGAUGACGUGACACUUAAUCCAGUGCCCAAAUCUUCAAACCCUUUCCUCAAAAACUCAAAAACCUCAACAACAAUAUCAUCAGCUUCCUCCACCACUCCCCCUUUCAACAAUAAUCAAAAGUCAAAACUCAAACUCAAGAGGAAAUCAACACCCUCUGGUUCCUCAAGUGAGACCAAAAAGUCUAAACCCUCUCCUCCUUCAUCCUCUUCGACGUCACCUCAAUCAAGCAUUCUAUCCUUCUUUGCACCUUCUUCGUCAAAACCAAUAGCGAUCAAUGAGGUCGUGGAUGCGUCAGGGAAUAUCAUCUUGUCCAUUGAUGACGACGAUGACGUUUUGUGA